AGUAUACGAAACAAUUUGGUUUUCUAACAUUUUUUAAAGUGAACUAUUGUGUUACGGCGCUAUUAAUGUGUGUUAAUAUUUUGAACAAAAUGAAGAUCCUGGCUGUUUUAUUACUGAUAUUUGCAAUCUGUUCUUGCGAAAAUACAACGUAUACAACCAAGUACGACGAUGUGAAUUUGGAUGACGUUUUGGCAAGUGACAGAUUGCUGACUGGUUAUAUCAACUGUCUUCUAGAUAAUGGGCCUUGUACACCCGAUGCUAAGGAAUUGAGAAAAAACCUUCCUGAUGCCAUACAAAAUGACUGCAAGAAGUGUAGUGAUCGCCAACGAGAGGGUGCUGAUAAAGUGAUGCAGUUCAUCAUAGACAAUAGACCCGAAGAUUGGCAAACCUUGGAGGAAAAAUUCAAUCCUGAUGGUAGUUACAGGCUUCAGUACUUAUCGAGGAAAAACUUCUUAAACUCAACCGAGCCGUCAAUAAAUUAAUAAAAUAAUAGACAGAAAUUAAGACAAUUGUCAAUUUAAUGGUAGAAAACUGUUUUUGUAGAAUAGUAACUUAAUAAAGAGUAUUGGGACAGCA
This is a messenger RNA of Pieris napi, 576 nucleotides long. RefSeq names its product ejaculatory bulb-specific protein 3-like (gene CSP12). The record is from RefSeq and is a predicted model, not a curated record. The coding region runs from base 66 to 482 and encodes 138 amino acids. NCBI's taxonomy places the organism in Eukaryota, Metazoa, Arthropoda, Insecta, Lepidoptera, Pieridae. The transcript is spliced from 4 exons.